Messenger RNA from Myotis brandtii (Brandt's bat), 1075 nucleotides. It is a transcript of the gene NATD1, whose product is annotated as N-acetyltransferase domain containing 1. The transcript is spliced from 3 exons. The coding region runs from base 355 to 606 and encodes 83 amino acids. The record is from RefSeq and is a predicted model, not a curated record. Lineage: Eukaryota; Metazoa; Chordata; Mammalia; Chiroptera; Vespertilionidae.
ACAAUUUGUUUUUCAUAAUCACACUUGGCGUUGACAUGUUUUCCUUUAGGGACAGCAAAUUGUGUGUUCUGAUCUCAGGGCCCUCGCACUGGCUGUGCCCUCUUCUCGUCCUUCCCUGCACCUCUGGCGAAAUGGCCCUCUGUCCCCUGAUCAGCUUAGUUCCUUCAUCCAUCACAGCUCCCUGAAGGCAGACCGUGGAGCUGUCCUCAGCCACUCGUUCUCCCCACACUCGGCCAUCAGCACCCACAUUGCUCACCUGGACUAGUGCGGCCACCACGCCCCUCUUCUCAUUGCAGCCAGAGGAGGAUCACGAGACACGGACACGUCCUGUCCCUCCUCUGCCAAGGACCCUCCAUGGCUCCCGCUCCCGGAUGUCACGAUCGGGCCGUCCUGCUCUACGAGUACGUGGGCAAGCGGACCGUGGACCUGCAGCACACCGAGGUCCCCGACGCCUACCGCGGGCGCGGCAUCGCCAAGCACCUCGCCAAGGCUGCCCUGGACUUCGUGGUGGAGGAGGACCUGAAGGCCCACCUCACGUGCUGGUACAUCCAGAAGUACGUCAAGGAGAACCCGCUGCCGCAGUACCUGGAGCGCCUGCAGCCGUGACCCUGGCUGGGGGCAGGCACGCCCUGCCAGACCUCUCCUCGCCCUGGCCCUGCCUCCGUGUGCUCUCAGGAAACCUGGAUCCCAUGGCGGUGGGCCACUCAGCUGUUUUGUAAGGACGCUCAUCUGGGCCCCGGAGGCGGCUGGCCGAGGAUGGGCAGGUCCGGUGACUGGCAAGGGGAGGCCAGGCAGCCGCAUCCCGGCAGCUCCUGCCUGCAGAUCUGGCGGCUUCUCCGAAGACCAUACGGCCUGUUGUGGGCAGGCCUGUGAGGGCCCGUAGGCAGGACUGGGACACGGACGGGCAUCCCUGUGGCCCGCUGUGCCCCCUUGUGUUCCUUGCUCUGUGAUUGGCAAGUGCUGUCCUGGCACCCCCUCACCACCCCUGCCAUUUGGUCCUAUUUGCAGAGGGGGUGUUCCCAGUGUUGAGAGGAGCAAUAGAAACUAUGUGCCAACUUCCGAGGGCACAGCGCCA